Molecule: messenger RNA, 2237 nt
Organism: Sardina pilchardus (European sardine)
Lineage: Eukaryota; Metazoa; Chordata; Actinopteri; Clupeiformes; Clupeidae
Gene: lrrc47
Product: leucine rich repeat containing 47
Exons: 7
Coding region: 14-1738 (574 amino acids)
Biological process (GO): phenylalanyl-tRNA aminoacylation
Molecular function (GO): protein binding; phenylalanine-tRNA ligase activity; RNA binding
Source: RefSeq, a predicted model, not a curated record
ACACCCAAACAGCAUGGAUGGAAUAGAUUUUUCUGUUUGGCCAGAGAUUGAAAAAGCCGAAAAAGAAAACCGACGUGAGUUGGUACUUCAGGGUAUCAACACUGAACAAAGGAUCCAGUCAAGCGGGGGUUUGAGCUCGAAGCUCUACUCGCUCACGCUGUUGAAUUACUUAGAAAUUAUCCAGUGUCCGAGUUUGACUGAGAUCAAUGAAGACAUCGGCAACUUGAUCCAUCUCCAAAGCCUUAUACUUUGCAGAAACAAGAUCACAUCUGUUCCCAAAUCCAUCGGGAAGUUGAAGUGUCUGAAAGUUUUGGAUGUGUCUGUGAACGAGUUGCAGGACAUCCCAGAGGAGGUGUCACAGUUGAGCGAACUCAACACCCUCAAUGUGAGCUGCAACAGCAUCACCUCGCUGCCAAAAGGCCUGAACCAGUGCGUCAAGCUCUCCACCAUCAACGUGUCCAAGAAUGGGCUCACGGCCUUACCCGACGAGUUGUUCUCAGUAAAGCUGGAGCUUCUCAGCACCAUCAUCGCGUCUGAGAAUGCGAUCGAAGAGUUGAGUACAGGCAUCAGCAAUCUGUCUGCAAUUAAGGUUCUGGACCUGUCCAGCAACAAGCUGUCUGAGCUGCCGUCCGAGCUGGGAGACUGCCCCAAGCUCAAGGAGAUCAACUUCAAGGGCAACAAGCUGAAGGACAAGCGUCUGGAGAAGAUGGUCAACGGCUGCCAGACCAAGUCCGUGCUGGACUACCUGCGGGCGGGCGGCCGCGGCAAGGGCAGGGGCAAAGGUCAGAGCGAGGCGGCGGCGGCGGGGGAGAAGGGGGACGGGGGCGCGGCGGCUCGCGGCGGCACCCCCAAAAAGAAGGGCGGGGGGGCGAGGGGGAGGAACCGGAACCAGGACGAGGGGGACGACGAGCUGGACAAGCUGCUGCUGAAGGUUCUGCACGUCACGGACGGCGACGGCGACGCGUCCCUCGCGGUGAAGGUGGCGCCGGAGGUGAAGGACGUGCGGCAGUACAUCGUGUGCUGCAUCGUCAGGGGCAUGAACCUGCGCGCCGGCAACGCCCUCAAACGCUUCCUCAUGGCUCAGACCAAACUUCAUGAUGACCUGUGCGCUAGACGCACGACUGCGACCAUCGCCACCCACGACCUCCGCCUGCUCAAGGCCCCGCUGCUCUACGACGCCCGCACUCCGGACACUCUGAAGAUUGCUCCUCUGGGUCGGAAGGAGAUGAAGGCUGUGGACCUGUUGAAGCAGCUGCAACAGGAAGCUGAUGAACAGAGGAAACAGAAGAAACGGCAGAACGUGUCCGGACUGCACAAGUAUCUUCAGCUGCUGGACGGAAAGACGCAUUACCCCUGUCUGGUGGAUGCCGAGGGUCACGUCAUCUCCUUCCCCCCGAUCACCAACAGCGACAAGACGAAGAUUCAGAAGAGUACUCGGGAACUGUUUCUAGAGGUGACCAGCGGCACCUGUCUGCAGACCUGUAAGGACGUCAUGGACGCACUCAUCACCAAAAUGGCGGAGCUGAAUAAAUUCACCUUCGACCAGAGAGAGGCGGAGGGAUCCGACGGGGAACCGGAGCCAGAACCCGCCCCGGCAGAGGGGAACGGGCCAGCGGGUCCAGAACUCACGGUUCUGCAGGUCCGGAUCGUGGACAUGGACGGGAAUCUGAAAGUGGUGUACCCCUCCAAAACGGACCUCACGGCAGAAGCCUGCAGCACCCUCAGGGUCGUGCGAUAGUCCGGUCCGGUCCACUGCAUGAAGUCCGAGAGGAAGCCGGCACACUCGCGCGCCUCAGAAGCUACGCUAAUAUGCAUCUCCUGUUCUCACUGCCAAAUCUUUGCAUACUGGUUUUGCAGGGUUCUUUAUCUCAACUGUUCCUAAACAUACAGUACACUUAACACUUCACAGCACUUACUUGCAAUGAAGCUAAAUGAAUAACUUUCACACAGUUCAUGAAAUCAUCAUUUUGUUGUUUUGUACCUUCUGUUGUGUAUCAUUUUGUUUUUGGCCUGUAUUUCUGUACAGUGACUAGCAUGUAGGCGUAGGACACUUUUGUUUGCAACGAACUCACACAUGUGUAGAACUGUAAUGUAUCGCAUACAUCACACUUGAGUAGAACUGUAUUGCAUACACCACACAUGUGUAGAAUUGUAAUGUAUUGCAUACCAGUGUAACACUGACUUUGGACUCUAGGUCUUAUCAGGUCGUACAUAUUCAAUAAACGUAUUGACACAGA